UUCAGGGCCAUCUACUUUCUCAACGUAGGCAUCAGGGAGGAAGGAGAGAAAAAAAAAAAAAGGCGCUGCAAAAAAUGUGCAUUAUCGCACCCCAAGAAAGAAAUUGGUUAAAUUUUUGCCCCCCCCAAGUCCCCAAAUCUGGCUGCAGCCCCUUCCACACAACGGAGCUGAGUAAGGCAAAGCAGAGACAAGGAUGGGAGCAGCUUCCAGGUGACGGAUGAGAUGGCAAAGCCUGGAAAUGAGACAACCUGGGGGAGAUAAAACAUAUUUAAAGCCAACCGUGGGCGAGGAAAUUUGCUUUUCCCGCCCCGGAAGGUCGUACUGGGAGCCGAGUGCGGGAACACCCAGGGGCGGUUCGAGGGAAGGCGGCUUCGCCCCGUGCCACCACCAACCUCCAGCACCGAUGUCUUCUUGCUGGGAGGGAAUUACGGCCGCAGCAGCAGCGCAAAACCUCUGUGCCGAGACCAGCCACGACGUUGCCACCGUCAUCUCCCGGUACUGAAGAGGUGAAAACCCCUCGGGGCCAAGCGGUGCCAGCAGAGAUGGAUGAGCAGCCACAGGUUGUGGCCACGAAGCUUUUUGGGGGACCCGCCGAGACCUGCGAGGAGAAAAUCCAGUCUCACCUGCGAUCCCUAAGGAAGGUGUUGGCAGAGUUUCUGGACUGGAGAACGAGCGAAGAGAAGCGACACUGGGACUACCUGGAGACAAGCAAAGCCGAGUGGCAUCGCAUCGGGGCCGAGUUCGAGCGGCUGCACCGGUUCUUGGCAGAGAAGGAGCGCGUAGUGCUGGGGCAGCUGGCAGAGCUGGACGCUGCCUUCGAAGCAGCCCAAGCAGAAAAAUCUUUGUGGGUGGCCGAGGGGAUUACACGGCUCCACAGGCUCAUCGGGCAGCUGGAGGUCAAGCGCACACCCCAGGAUAUCAGGAGCAUCCUAAGCAGCUGGAGUGACAUGAGGCUUCACCUCCCCUCCGAGCUCCCCGCUGAGCUGGAGAAGAGCCUGAGCUCCUGCCGCCGCCAACGGGACGCUCUCUGGGAGGCCCUGAAGGAAUUCAGAGACACAGGGCAACCUGAAACAAAGCCAGGAAGGGGGAGAUGUGCCAGCGCAGAAGAAAAGGGUGAGGCACAUCUUGUGUGUUUUGUCCCUUUUUUCCUUCCCCUACAGCAGCCUCAGCCCCCCCCACUGACCCUCUUGCCUUUCCCUGCAGCAAAGCCACCUUGGGAGCCUGGUGCAGUUCCUCUCCCACAGUUUUUGGCAGACAAAGAGCGUGCGGUGGGAUCCGCCGCCUCCUCUGCUGCUGCUGCUGCUGCCGCCGCCGCCUUCGCCUUUCCCCGCGGUCUCCUCGUUUUCAAGCGCUGCGCGGUGACUUUAACAGCGCGCCUCGGCCCCUUCGUCUUCCCGGCGGGGCGCCUACGGGCUCCACCAACCGCCCUCCCGCGCCGCCCGGUUCCCUCCACUCGCUCCUUACCGACGCGGCCGAGGCGGAACGAACCGGUGAAGCCGCUGCCCGUCACCCGCCCGAACGAAGCGCCUUUACGGGCCGUGCACGAGCAAACGGCGGCGAGAAUGAGAUCCGACAGCGACGGCCACCCGCGCUUCUGCGGCAGCGACAUCCCCGCCCUCGACGUGGACGGCUGCGGCUCUCCUCCUUGCUCACCCGACAUGGCCGGGCGCGCCGCCUUCGAGGCUCGGCGCCGACGGCUUCGAGCGUUCACAAGAAACAACCUCGUCGUUUCAGCCAUGGCUGCGGGACACGCCGUGGAAAAUCUUCAGGAGGAAAUCACCUGUGCCAUCUGUUUGGAUUUCUUCCGUGAUCCCGUCAUGCUCCUGGGUUGUGGCCACAAUUUUUGCCGCUGUUGCCUCGAUUGUUGCUCCGCAGAUGCCUCUGGGGCCGGUUCCUGCCCCCAAUGCCGUUUACCUUUCCCCCGUGAUGGCUUCCGUCCCAACCGGCAACUGGCCAACGUGGUGGCGGCCGUCCAGGAGCUGGCACUGCCGGCGGCAGAGGAGCUUUGCCGGCGGCACUGCCAGCCCUUCACCCUUUUUUGUCGCCGGAAUGGGAUCCUCCUCUGUGCUGCCUGCACCGAGAAUCGUGCCCACCGUGCCGUGCCCCUUGAAGAGGCCGCUCGCGAGUACAGGGAGCGGUUCGAAGCUUCCCUAAAGGCCCUGCAAGAGGAGUACGAGCGACGUGCCAGGCUGGCAGCAGCAGCGGAGGAAAUGAGACAGGAGAUGCUGACCCGAGUUGAUGCCGAGAAGCAGAAGUUCCUGGAGGUGCUGGAAGGGCUUCGGCGGGUGCUGGGCGAGCAGGAAUCGCGGUUCUUGAUCCGUCUUGGUCGCCUACGCCGAGGGCUGGAGGAGCAGCGUCGCAGUGAGACCACUGAGCUGGCCCGGCUCCGGCAAUGCUGCACCGAGCUCCAGACCAAGUGCCGACAAACGGACAGUGACCUGCUACGGGAUGCCCAAAUCACCUUGAGCAGGUGCACGGAGUGGAGGGCGCAGCCAUCGCUGCCACCAAUGCCAGAGCUGGAAGCGGAGUUUGAGGAUUUUGCCCUGAAAACCAACAUGCUGGCAGAGGCGGUGACACAGUUUAAAGACAUCUUGGGGUGCUCGCUGGAGGAAGACUUGGGGGGAUACCGGAGAGCAACCGUGACGCUGGACCCAGCCACAGCUCACCCCCAAAUCCUAGUGUCAGCAGAUGGCCGGACCGCAGGACGCCGGGAAUCGCCCCCGGCUCCUCUUCCCUCUGGAGCCGAGCGUUUUGAGUCUCUCCGCUGCGUUUUGGGUCAGCAGGGCUUCACAGGGGGUCGGCACCGCUGGGCUGUGGAGGUUCGUCCCGGUCCCGACUGGGCGCUGGGGGUGGCUCGGGAAUUUGUGUCCCGUAAGGGCUGCUUCGGUCUCAGCCCUGAACGAGGCGUUUGGGCUGUGGGGCAGUGGUUGGGGCAGCUACGGGCUCUCACCUGGCCCAGCCCCACAUCUCUGCCCCACAGCCGCGUGCCCCGACGUAUCGAGGUGGCUUUGGAUUACGCUGGUGGGCGGGUGGCUUUCCGUGAUGCUGACAGCGAGACUGAAAUCUUCGCCUUUCCCCCGGCUGCUUUUGCUGGCGAACGGCUCCGGCCGCUGCUCUGGCUGGGUGAGGGGCCGGCUCUGCUCACCCUCUGCCUGUGAACCUCUCAAAACCAGACCCUUCCACCACCCCAACAAACCCUCCUGCUCAAUAAACAGCCCCAACCCACCCCCUCACCCCAUUUGCUUUUCCUUUUAACACUUAAUUUAGCAAAAUUAAUCACAUUUUGCCCUCCUGCUCCUUGCCAGGUUUGCACGGACUCAAAAUUCCCCUGAAAUACCACUUUUUUGCAGCUCUGCUGGGCUGUUCUCCAGUGAAAAUAAGCCUCAAAGGAGGGAAAAAAGACAAGGGAAUAUCUUGCUUCCCACCACAGCUGCACAGCACUUACCCCAACUCCCUUUCCCAAAGUAAAACCCACCCUGAAUACACAUUUUUUACCCAUUUAAUUAUUAUUAUAUUUUCAAGGGCAGGGGGAGGAAAUUAAAGAAAGAUAAGGGAAUUACACAUGGACCCAGAGCAGAGGAGGAUUUUGCAUGCUGGGCAGAAGGGCCACACUCAAGGGAUAUUUUUUUGCCAAUUUAAUGCUUUUUGUUGGGUUUCCACCCCACCAUCACACUGUGUUUCCCCAUGAGAAAGUAACCUCAAUAGGAGGACGGAGAGAUUUUUGUUUCCCCGGUUGUUUGCCAAUGUAAACAAGACCCAGAAAUACAGGGAGAACCUCCCUAAAAAAUAUGAGAGCUAAAUUUGAGGGGAAAAAAAAAAAAAAGAGCUUUGCUGCUGGUGGUGGAUGCCUCGUAGGAAGGUUUUGCAAGCAGAGAAGUCUCUGCUUAAGAUUUGCAGAGAAAUUCAGGGAAAAGGGAUAAAACCAUUCCUAGUGCCUCCCCAGAUCACUCAGGCUGGGGCCUCCCUGUGGUUUUGCAAUUGCUGCCAGGAUGCGAGCAGAGAGAGAGGCCACAGAUGGGAUUUUAUCCCCCAUUUCACCACCUACGAGUGAAUAGAAGGGGAAAAAAUAAACAAACCAGCACCUUGAGAUAGCAGGAAGUUGUUAUUAGGGUUAAACCACAUAAUAAAGCACUGUUAUCAGGCAGCACAGGCAGGUCUCUGCCUCUUACAGCCCCAAUCACUCCGCCUCCGCUGCCAGACUCGCCUCCCUGUCCGCAGAGACUCAUGACAUCGGCCCAAGGAAGAGGAGAAACCACCAGGAAAGGCAGCACAGAAGGUGGCUGCUUUCAUCCCCAGGGCCCUAAUUUUAAAUAAGGCUCCUGACAAACCCGCAGAUCACUGCUAAACCCAAAUUACAGCCUGGCUCAGCUGUGUAAUUAGUCACUUCCCUGCUUGGUUCACAGCAAGGUAGGUUGUAGGUGAUGUCACCCUCAAAAAAGGAGAGCUCGUUACAGCGCAAGGUCCAGCGAUGCUUCGUGUCACAAGUGAAAAACCAAAGUGCUUCUUUGCAGUAUCCUGCUCCAACAGAUGAGCUCUUGACACUCUGUUUCUUCUGCUUUUCCUCUGAAAAGCUUUACAGAGGUUUAAUUUGAAAGUCCACACAAAAAAAUAAAGCAUAAACAACAAAAAAACCAUUGCCUCCUCUGGGUAGAUCAGCAGGCCCAGAGCUCGCUCUUCAGCACUGGGGGAGAAAAAUCAGCCUCUUUUCACUUGAAGGCACCUCACCAGCCUCACGUCAGCGGUUUGGACGGCAGACCGCUUGGCGUGGAGUGCGCACAACCCCCAUUCCUCCAGCAAAGCCAGCAGAUGCGCCUCGCAGCCCUCUUGCAGAGCCGCCAUGGCAGCUCUGUGAACCCCAAAACCCUUCUGGAUGAUAGAGAAACCUCGCACCAGCCCACAAAAAGAGGCUGCGGGAAGCAGCUUCAGGUUUUUUUUCUGCGAGAGACGAAGCUUUUUCCAUAGUGCUGGAGCCCGGGGGGAACGCGGGCGUGUUUUGGGGUGCGGUGGGGCUGGAGAAGAAGAUUUUUGGGGAGGUUUUUUAACACCCACCGCUUGCUUCGCCCGCGCCAUCCCGCCGCACUGUUCCCGCCAUCUCCCGCGCCCCGCCUUCUAUAAAGCCCAGCGCGCUCUGACUGGCUGCUCGU
Molecule: messenger RNA, 5144 nt
Organism: Haliaeetus leucocephalus (bald eagle)
Lineage: Eukaryota; Metazoa; Chordata; Aves; Accipitriformes; Accipitridae
Product: E3 ubiquitin-protein ligase TRIM11-like
Exons: 15
Coding region: 543-3158 (871 amino acids)
Molecular function (GO): protein binding; zinc ion binding
Source: RefSeq, a predicted model, not a curated record